This is a messenger RNA of Knipowitschia caucasica, 1479 nucleotides long. The record is from the annotation of a GenBank genome assembly. Lineage: Eukaryota; Metazoa; Chordata; Actinopteri; Gobiiformes; Gobiidae.
AUGCUGGGCUGGCCGCACCAAACUAAAGAUCUUGAGCAGUUCUAUCCCAACUCCAUCCUCGAGACUGGAAGCGACCUGAUAUUCUUCUGGGUGGCCCGCAUGGUGAUGUUGGGGACUGAGCUGACCGGACAGUUGCCGUUCAAACAGGUCCUGCUGCACUCCUUGGUGCGCGACAAGCACGGCCGGAAAAUGAGUAAAUCACUGGGCAACGUAAUUGACCCACUGGACGUCAUCCAUGGCACGACCCUGGAGAGCCUCCAGCAGAAGGUCAGGGCCCGAAACCUGGAUCCCCGGGAGCAACUGGUUGCCAUGGAAGCACAGGAAAAAGACUUCCCAAAAGGGAUCCCUCCAUGUGGGGCCGAUGCCCUGCGCUUGGCUCUCUGCUCCCACAAGACCCAGGGAGAGGACAUAAACCUGUCCCUGUCCCAGAUCCUGAGCAGCAGACACUUCUGUAAUAAACUGUGGCAAACGCUGAGGUUCGUGCUGGGGGUGCUGGAGGCCGGAGCUGCAGUGGAAACAUUGGAGAAGCUGGGUCCCCUGGGCAGUAUGGAACGCUGGGUCUUAUCACGCCUCUACUCCACAGUAGUGCAGUGUGAGCGUGGCUUUGAGGCUUACGAGCUCCACAGCGUCACCACGGCUCUGACCACCUUUUGGGUCAGCAACCUGUGUGACGUUUACAUGGAGUACAUGAAGCCACUGCUAUCCCCUCAGUCAGGGGGAACAUUAGGGGCUGAGGGGACAGCCGCCUGCAGUGUCCUGGUGCACUGCGUUUCCACAUGUCUGACCCUGCUCAGUCCCUUCAUGCCCUUCAUCACCGAGGAGCUGUGGCAGCGGCUGCAGCCUCACCGGCCUCCCCAGGCAUGCUCUCAGGCAUGCUCUGGAGCGCCUCAGGACACCCUCUGCCUGCAGCCGUACCCUCGUUCACAACAGCUGGCGCCCUGGCACUUCCCUGAUGAAGAGAGGGACUUCCUGUGGGUACAAGAAGUUGUGAGAGUGACCCGGUCACUGCGGGCUCAGAGCGGGCUGACCAAGGAAAAACCUGCAAUGUGGGUGGAGUGCUCGUCAUCGCAAGCUCAGAUCCUGCACAACUACAGCUCGGCUCUCCAGACCCUGAGCCGUGUGUCCUGUGUCCAGCUGCUGGGUGACCCUGCCCAAGCCGGAGACCAGGCACCCUCUGCUCCUCCUAAAGGCUGUGUCGUGGGGGUAGUGGACCACACAUGCACUCUGCACCUGCAUGUCAAGAGUGGCGUAAAUGUGGACAAGCAAAUUUCUGCGCUGUCCCUGCGUAGAGCCAGGCUGAUGCCCAAGCUGGAGCAGCUCCUGAUCCGGGGCCAGUCCCAGGACUUCCAGACCAAAGUCCCCCCACAUGUGAGAGACAGCCUGGCCAGGAAGGUGUCAGCCCUGGAGCAGGAGCUGAAGAACACUGAGGAGCAGCUCCAGCAGCUGAGAGAAAUCAAAGAAGAGCUCACGGAACAAUAA